ACAGGUCGUUACUCGAAAGAUUGUCAAGGGCGAUGGGGGUCGCGCUUCCACCGCUCACGGGCCUCAACGACAACACGACGUCCCCGCAUGAGGCGUUCCUUUCGCUCCGUGAAGCCGUCCGGCGCGACUGCCACAGUGAUGUCGCACUGCGCAAACACAUCACGUGCCACCUUGUGACGCUCAACGACACUGGCGUGCACAACUUGCUCCAGGUGCUGGAUUGCUACCUCGUUGACGACAUGCAGAUGACGAUGCCAGAAUUCCUUGCCUCUCGGGGUGCAUUGUACGGUCCCGUCAAUCGAAACAAGUGCGAAGAGGUGUGGAAUGGCGAUCACAUUGCGUACCGUUGUCGGACGUGCGGUCUGUCCGACUCGAGCUGCAUGUGUGUGAGGUGCUUCGAUCCCGCCCAGCACGAAAAUCACGAUUACCGCAUAUAUCGGUGCAGCUACGGUGGGUGCUGUGACUGCGGCGACGACCUAGCCUGGAAGUCGUCUGGGUUUUGCUCGCGGCACAAAGACGAGAGCGGAGACAGCCCCGCCGUCGAGAUCCCCACGUUGGAAGCUGCACGAUUACAUGUGACUAUAGAUUCGAUCCUUCAGUUUGGCAACUUGGUAUUGCACACGGUGUACGAAGAAUGCACUGUUGUCCCAUCGCCGUCGGCCCAUCGCCGUCCGCAUGGGUUCACGCACUUGCUGCCAGUCGGGGGAAGUGGCCACCGGCAUCCCAAACGGUCAAGCGUCCCGCCAUCCUUUGCAUCUCUGUCCCUGUCUACACAAUCCCUUCUCGCCCGGCUGUCGCUUAGUCUGUUGUGGCUGCAAUCUGUUGCGGGCAGUUGCAUGCCGUAUCGCACGGCGGUGUGUCGGCGGUUCCUGGAACCCAUUUCAGGGUUGGCGUCGUUACCCGAUGGCAGUUCGGACACGUUGGCGUUCUGGCUCACCUUCGGUGUCCUCCUGCCGCUUGACUGCUGCGACGCUGUGGGGGUGCUGUACCUGAAGCUUCUCAUGGACAAGUCGUUCAAGAAGGCGUUUUCGCUGCGUUUUCUCGACGCUUAUGCGUACUACAUUCAACUUUACCUGGGAGACACGUCGUCGGAUUCGGGUCGGAAGCAUCUCAGUCGGCACAUCGAUCGCCUGUUUUGCCAGCUCUUCCACAGCUCGGAGCAGCUACGGGCCAUCGAUGCAGUGCCGUACCGACUUGGAGCGCUCCAUGGUCUGUCCAUGUCGUCCAAUGCACGCAUGACGCUGAGCGAGUCGCUGACGUAUUUCUGUCUGCGCGAGAUGGCCAACCUCCUCGCGUCGGCGGCGGCCCCGACGCUUCGCACAAACCACGUGCUGAUCAAGACUCGCGUGUACGCUCGGUUCUGCUCCGAGCUGCGAUGCCUCCUGGUGCAUCCUGACUUCGCCGCCCAAACAAUUGUGAACUCAUGGAGCGAGAACAAGAUGCUGGAGAACGAGUCGAUCUAUCAAGCGCUUCUGGAUAUCUUGACAACGAUGCAGUGCAUGGACACUCAAGUCAAACAAACGGGGCGACAUGUCGACUUUGAGUCGGAUGCGUGGCAGGCGGCGUUCGUUCUAGACUACGAAGUUCUCCUGGUGUGGCAGUACCUUGUCCAAGGGCUCCACCAUGCGCUCGAAACAGCCACGAUGAAUAAACCCCUCGUCCUUCAGAUGUGGCUGAGCCCUGUGGCCGACCAACUGCGGCGCUGGUGGCUUGCGCACGGUGACUGUGUCGCGAGCGGUCUCGUGAAUGUCCAGCAUCAGCUCGAUUUCUACGCCACGCGACAUGGCCAACUUGAUCGAGCCGUCGUGGCUACAAGCAUGCACUUGCCGUUGCACCAUUUGUUUGGGAGCCUCUUGGACGAAGCGCACCGCUAUGAGCCGAAAGACCUACUCUGGACCCUGGUCCAACGCGAAGACCGCGAUUUUUGGUUUCGCCUUGUUGUCCACUUGUUUCAAGUCCAUCUUUUCGUCCGCGGCAUCAAGUGCUACGAGUGGGUGUUGAAUGGCCAAACCAUGCUCCACCAAGUCAUCCACUACCACUCACGCCACUGGAGGUAUCACGGCCUCCACAACGAUCUAUUUCUACUCCAACUGGCGGCCGCCGCACUCCCGCCCAGUGCGUUCACGACGCUCUUUCUAUCCCAGUGGCUCGAACACUGUUCCCGCGCCAAGGACAACGACAUGCGGAUGACGGCGGAAGGACUUAAAGUCCUGCUGCAAGUCGUGCUCGACCCGACCAAAAUCGCCGCCGUGACGCCGUGGGACCUCUUGGUGCGGGAUGUUGUCCACUGGCUUGCGAUCGGUCCGUUGACGCGCACGGAAUUGCAUGCCAAGUGCGACAGUCGCCUGAUCGAAAUGGUAAAAGCGGGCACGUUUGAAGAAGACGAAGACAUCAUCGGACGUGUCCUGGCGCAAGUGGGCGACUUGGCGACUGGGUCCGACAUGGCCGAAACGUUGCCCCACAUGGUACUGCGAGGUCUCGAGGGGGGUGCGGGAACUGGUAAAAGCUGCACGUACGUGCUAAAGGCGUCGGCAUGGGCGCUGGUAUGUCCACUCUUUGAGAGCUACUCUGCAAUGGACGUGCAAAAGUGCGACGAAAACGCCAUGCUCCACGACAAGACUGUCGUUUUACAACCUGUCUUGCAGUACCUCGACGCUGCGUUUCGCUCACCGGGGUGCAACAUCCACGUGGUUGCAGCUACCCAUGUCCUGGCAUGUCGGAACGUGUUGGCUGUCGUGGCCUGGAUUCUUUGGGAUCACCCGAUGGACGACGGCCUCGUUCAGGUGGCGCUGUACUAUCUGGCCAUCGCGACGACAGUGCUUCCGCGGCAUCAAGUCACACCUCCUCCGUACGCCACCACUGACGCCCGCGUGAAUGCAAUCGCAGCUGCCUUUGCAGGGAAUACGUGGUGGGAUCACUUGCAUUGCGACGUGUUUGAAGGCGCAUCGGUGCUAACGUUGCUCGUCGCGUUGGGGCCGCGAUUCGGUGGCCUUGCCAACACCAUUGCUCAGCGCAUCCAAUCCACAACACAUGUGCAGUUGGCAGCACGUGCAUCGACAGACCCAACGGGUGCUACGACGGAAUCUCGAAGCGCGGUGCCAUGGACAGCUAAAGACCGCCAAGCGCAGAUCCUGGCCAAGAUGAAAGCCCAACAGCAAGCAUUUCUCAUCAAACAGCUCGAAGACGAUCCCGACAACCUGCCCCUCUUUGACUCGAAAGCGGACGACGAUGCCGCCGAACCCGACGAUUCCAUCCCGACAUCGUCUCCGGAUAUCCACGCCGACGGUGAAGUAUGCGCCUUGUGCCACGGCCCGCACACCUCCACCGACGCUCUCGAGUACAUGGGCUGCCUGACUCCAUCCAACAUGGGCACGCUGACCAAGCCACCGUAUACAUUGACGACGCAGUGCCAUCUCCGCCUCUGUGGCCAUGUAGUCCACCGGCGGUGCAUCCGAGCGUACCUGGUGACGCUCCACACGACGCUGCACGACGAACGACGCUUGAGUCGAGACCAUGCCGAGUAUCUGUGCCCAGUGUGUCGCCGAUUGUGCAAUACCCUCGUCCCCGCGGCUGGCGACGCGGUGGCGCAUUCGUUUGGAUGCGACUCUCCCAGUUCGUCUUCGUCAAAUCUUUCGUCCGAAUCAGAGGGGCGUCUGCGAGUCGAUGAAGUUGCCGCCGAGAUGGAGCAAAGGACCAUGAUCAACAACGUGCAGGAUGAGCGAGGGGAAUCGAGCUUGCUGUCUUUGGCCCACCAAGUCGAUGUGUGCUGCCGUGUGCAAUCUGCGCGCUCAAGCCACGAUACGUUGAUGGAGCUCCUGCUGCACACGCUCUUCAUGACUCAUUUGGCAUUGCCGACUUGUACAGACGAUGGGAUGUCCGUGGACGAGUUCCUUCGAUUCCACCUCGACGCGACGUCCCAAGUGACAUUGCGGCACCUCGUUGGCCUGGUGCGACCGGUUGCCGUCGAGCCCGCUGAUGCCGUCGCGAUAGUGCUCCAUCGCAUGGCGAGCGCCAACUCGUUGGCGACCAAGGCUGCAGCAUUGACGGCUGCAUUGGACGAGAUCCUCCAGAGUUCAUUUGGUCAAGACGUUGUCGAUGGAUGCAUGGCCGACACGCCGCUGUCUUCGACCCUUUGUCAGCUCGGAAUCGUCAUGUACGUGCUCAACCAACGUCGGCAGUCCCACGUCCGCCGCCACGACUCCGUGGAAGCAUGGCUCGCCUACGUGGGAGUGCCCGCCGUCGCGGCAAGUAUCGCUGCUGCCCCCACUGGCGAUGCGCUGGCGAACGCCGCCACCGUUUCCAUCCACGAGUCCACCGAGUUGAGGGUCUCCAGUCCACUGGGUGCACAAAGGAUUGUGUGGCGCGACGCCACAACGUUUUCGCUGGUGGCGUUGCCCAAGCUGUACGUGGACAUCUACCUCCAAUACUGCCAGAACACCGUGCGGUGUACCAAGUGUCAGCAAGUGCCGGUCCAUCCUGCGCUGUGUUUGUUGUGCGGGACGCUCGUGUGCUGUUUUGGAAGCUGCUGCGCCGACGACACUGGUGUUGGCGAGUGCACAAGGCACACGCAGACGUGUGGAAUCGGGUUCGGAUGCUUCCUACUACUCCAUGCGUGCACGGUGCUGCUGCUCCUGGGAAAUGGACGGUGCUGUAUCUGGGGCAGCGUGUAUUUGGAUCGAAAUGGCGAAGAAGACGCGCACUUUCGCCGUGGCAAGACGCUGUACCUGAACCAAGACCGCAUAGCCGCCCUUACGAGGCUUGUCGUGCUGCACGGGUUCACUGAGAACACGGCGAUUCUAAACAGCACGUCGCGACGCGAUGGUGCGCGGUAUUGACAUGCGCUUGAAAUAUAACGGGAUCGGGUUAGUCUACUGAGGCGGAGGAAUGUGGCGCAACAAGUGCUCAAUGCGGUAGUUGAGCUUGGCGA
This is a messenger RNA of Aphanomyces invadans, 4927 nucleotides long. RefSeq lists its product as hypothetical. The record is from RefSeq and is a predicted model, not a curated record. Gene Ontology annotation, molecular function: ubiquitin protein ligase activity; zinc ion binding. The coding region runs from base 33 to 4835 and encodes 1600 amino acids. NCBI's taxonomy places the organism in Eukaryota, Oomycota, Saprolegniomycetes, Saprolegniales, Verrucalvaceae. The transcript is spliced from 12 exons. Gene Ontology annotation, cellular component: cytoplasm; ubiquitin ligase complex. Gene Ontology annotation, biological process: protein ubiquitination; ubiquitin-dependent protein catabolic process via the N-end rule pathway.